Didymodactylos carnosus is the source of this 810-nucleotide messenger RNA. Lineage: Eukaryota; Metazoa; Rotifera; Eurotatoria; Philodinida; Philodinidae. The record is from the annotation of a GenBank genome assembly.
UGCUUGAUAACAACGAUUUACCAAUAUGUACUGAUGCUAACAGCAAUGUUUACACAUGUGUGAGCUCAUCAAUUGAAAGUUUUCGACGAUUAUAUCCCCAGCAUCAAUUAAUCUAUAAUUCAUUACAAUUGGUAUAUGCUCCGCAAAAUAAUCAACUUGAUUUAUCAUACCGUUAUAGCGAUUGUUUUGUUCCACAAAGUAUUAUUUCAAUGCCAGGAACAUGUGCCACAGUUACAGUUACUUCAACAGCAUCACCUGCUGUUACUGGUACCUAUGAUCUUCAUUUCAAUGGAAAUACCUAUAGUCAAAUAUCGGCAGACAUCAGCACACUAGACUUAGCGAAUCGUUUGCAAUCGUCACCAGAUUUUGGAUUUUUGAACAUUACACGUGGAGGGGAUUGUGGCGGUUAUAGUUAUUCAAUCGAAUGGAUGGCUAAUGGGGGCGAUAAACCGGCAAUUACAAUAGCAAAUCAAGCUUUGAGUUCGGGAACAGUUGGUGCGUCAACAGUUCAGAAUGGUGGGGUUAUUUAUCAGCCAUUGUCGGGUGACAUCACACGAAUCUAUCAUACUGUUCCACAGGUAGAUUAUUUCGUUUCAUCAGCAUACUUUUUGCUUAAGCUGAGAUCCAACCGUCGAGACUACAAAGUGGUAGUUUCAGAUUUAUAUUUGCCCAAGUAUUCGAUAACUGUAGCCAUUUACUUGUCUCCGAAAUUGUCUCCAUGUAGCACAAAGAACUUUUUUUACACCAGUUUUCGACGAAACUUCAGAAAUUGUUAAUUGUGAUAAACCACGCCCGAGGUAACAAAUGUCG